Messenger RNA from Periophthalmus magnuspinnatus, 1620 nucleotides. It is a transcript of the gene sfrp2l, whose product is annotated as secreted frizzled-related protein 2 like. Gene Ontology annotation, molecular function: Wnt-protein binding. The record is from RefSeq and is a predicted model, not a curated record. Bases 183 to 1199 code for a protein of 338 amino acids. Lineage: Eukaryota; Metazoa; Chordata; Actinopteri; Gobiiformes; Gobiidae. The transcript is spliced from 3 exons. Gene Ontology annotation, biological process: non-canonical Wnt signaling pathway; canonical Wnt signaling pathway; negative regulation of canonical Wnt signaling pathway.
ACCGUGUUGUAAAGUGCUGCCCAUUGCUCUCCAGACAGAGGUGGGAAUGGGGGACGCCUACAUAAUUUACCCCCUUUUUCCACCACACCUCUUCGUUUACACCUUUACUACUCGGUUGCAGUAGGACAGACAGGGGUCCCGAUGCCUUCAGUUCUAUUGUUCUUUUUGUUUUUAAAGACAGAAUGAUGCUUUUAUGUUCCUUGAGUUUUUUUGUACUAGUUGGAUUGUGUAAUGCUGACAAUGAGUCUGAAACUCAACAUGGACCACAAUCACUCGGUUUGGCGUCUUCGGUGCGCUCUGUGUGCAGACCCAUCCCGAGCACCCUGGCUCUUUGCCACGGGAUCGGCUACAGACAAAUGCGUAUACCUAACCUUCUCGGCCAUGAUUCUUUGAGGGAGGCCCAACAACAAUCUGCGGCAUGGAUGCCCCUGAUUUCCAAGCUUUGUCACAGGGACACCAAGAAGUUUCUUUGCUCACUAUUCGCCCCCGUGUGUCUGCCAGAGUUCAGCGCGCCAGUAAGCCCGUGUCGGAGCCUCUGUGAGGCUGUACGAGAUGGUUGUGUCCCUGUUAUGAGCGCCUUUGGUUUUCCAUGGCCGGAGAUGUUUAACUGUACACGGUUUCCACGUGGAACCGAGCUCUGUAUCCCAGCCACUGGAGAGGGGGACACGCGGACAGACGAAGAGCUCAAGAACGAGGAGGCGCUUAAAGGAACUGUUAUCUGUGAUGCUUGUAGCCUUGCUGCAGAAGGAGAAACUGACAUCCAGGACAACUUCUGUCAGAGCCCAUAUGCCUUUAAGAUGCGCCUGCGGAGUGUUUCCACUGUUGGAGGAGAACGGCAGUUGGUGCCUACGCCUCGGAGUCGAAUCUUGAGAUGGGCAGGAGGAGGCGCUGAGAAGGCGGAGGGGAUUGGUGGUGCAAUGGCACACAGUGAUUUGUGGCUCCCUGAAGGGGGCAACUGCAUUUGCCCUGGUUUGGACUCUUCAGAGCUGUCAGGAACAAAACUAGGAGACAAUAAAGAUGCAGGGCAGGUCAAUGGAAGUGAAAGUGCUGCAGUUCAGGGGUGGAAUCUUGUUCUGGCUAAAGCAGAAGAGGGGAGGUUGGUCAUAACCCGCCUGGUGAGGUGGACCAAAGAUGACAAAGAGCUAAAGAAGUUUAUCAGAGCUCUUCUUAAACAGCAUUGUCCAGAGAAAAAUGUGUAGCCAUUUCAUUUUACACAGCAAAUUCAGUACCAUUUAUAAUUGCAAAUAGAGGUGGGCAGAUAAUCAAAAUAUUGUGAAUGCUAUUUUAUUUUUAAGAAAUGCAAAAUUUGAAUAUAAACUAAAGUAUAUUGUUUCAGAAGAUGAAAAAAACUUCCAAGUAAGGAUAUACAGUGAUGUUUCUGCACUAAAUCCAGUAAUAUUAUAGUUGUUUCACAUUUUGUCUGACACUUAAACAUGGACUCAUAGAUUUAAAGAUAUGUUUUAACACAUUUCUGUUGGAAUGACAUAAUAUAGGCUGAAUAAUUUUAUUAAGAUAUUUUUUGUCAAUAACAUCCACCUUUAAUUGCAGUACAUUAAGUUAUUUCCCCUACUACAUAGACCCACAGCAGUGUUCAUUUGGGUCUGUGAAUGUGUUUUUUUU